Sporisorium graminicola is the source of this 1149-nucleotide messenger RNA. RefSeq lists its product as uncharacterized. Gene Ontology annotation, cellular component: endoplasmic reticulum membrane. Gene Ontology annotation, biological process: GPI anchor biosynthetic process. Bases 1 to 1149 code for a protein of 382 amino acids. Lineage: Eukaryota; Fungi; Basidiomycota; Ustilaginomycetes; Ustilaginales; Ustilaginaceae. The transcript has a single exon. The record is from RefSeq and is a predicted model, not a curated record.
AUGACCACACGUUCUCAUAACCUCGGCACCCUGCAAACACACCUCGUGAACGCACACAGCUUCCACCCCACCCUUGCACUCACCCUUACACCCUCGUCGUCCAUCCCUAUCUCGGCGCUCGACACCGUAGCGUGCGAUGCCAACCUGCUGCUCCACCUGCCGAGCGGGGUGUUCUACGACCCGUACACGGCGAGCAAUGAUGUGAUCGGCGCGACGAAGAAUGGGAGGAGGGCGCAGAGGGGCACGGUGUUGACGUCUGUACGAGCGGUGGAGUUGGAGAAGGCGGUGGGUUGGGUCAGCCGUGCGAGCGACGCGAAGGGUGGCAAGAGGCAGUGGUGGGAGCGUGCGGAAGAAGCAUCUGGCGCGGAAAACGAGGGCUGGCUGGGAGGGUUGGAGGGGCUGGAUCUGCAAGACGUGCUGUCGGCCGCGUUGAGGAAGAAAGCGGCGGAGGUGGUUGGUGUGUCAGAGCCUGUUAAGCUUAGUCUGGAGCAGGGUAAUCGGGUGAAGGUCAAGCCGCACGAGGCGCCGCAGCGCAAAGGUGAGGACGAGCGGGAACGAAGCACGGUAGUCGUUCCGAUCGACAUCGACGACCUGCUCAACAGCGACGGCGCCUUUCGACUCGAUGUGCCCCUACACGUCAGGUACCUCCCCCCUGCCACGAGUGCUACAGUCAACACCAUCCCCUCCUCGUCCUUCUCCGACCUUUGGCUCGACAUCCUCCCCACCCACGCGCUCAGCCUCUACCACACCAUCCGACGCCACCUCGGCCUCCAAUCCCCGCCAACCUCACCCAGCCGCAGCAAGGCCCACAACGUGCACCUCACGCUCCCACCCCCGACGAUCUACCUCGCCUGCCCCCCCUCCUCCGCUUCUUCGACGUCCGACUCGUCGGUGUCUAAGCUCUUCCCGAAGACACACGCCCAUCUCACGUCCAAACUCAUCGAGUCGCAUCCACCGAACUUCGUCGUCGUUGCACAUGCCAAGUCGACAGCGCCGCUCAAGCUGAGCGUCCCAGUACCCGCGGAGUCGCUACUGGCCGCCGUACAGCUGACCACGUUGGUGACGGUCGUGGCUGCAGCGUUGGGCGUGGUGUAUCAUUUGGCGGUGAACGUGCUGCCGAUGGUGGAGCAGGUGGAGAAGUUGGGGUGA